AAACGAAGAGUCUAGUUCAACAUCUAAUGCACAUAGCCAAAAUAAUUCAACACGGAGACCUAAUCAGCCAGUUAUACCUAGAAUGCCUUGGGAUCAAUUAUCUUCUUCAGCUUCACGAACAUUUAAUAAUGCACAGCCAAUGUCCUUUCAAUCUAUUAACUUAUCACAAUUUCCUAUGCAAGCACCACCCGGACUAAUACCACUUUUCCCAGUUCUACCAAAUAAUUCUAAUUCUAAUUCGUCGUCUUCAACGUUGGAAACUUUAACGGAAGAACAAAUUCGUUUAUUAGAGACAAACACCCGUGCAGCAUUUGAAGAAAAAAUAAGAAUAUUACAAGAGGCACAAACGCAAAUCUAUAAUGUUAUCAGUGUGCUUACACAGGCUGUCAGCGCAUUCCCUAGUGUUCCAAUAACAGAGUUAAAUGCGACUUCAUCAUCGGCAGAAGAGAACUCAUUAAUAAAUAACAAUAAUAAUGACGAAAACAAUAUUGGUAAUGCUAACUUCAACAAUUUUACAAAUACAAAUGAAAUUUCUCAAAAUGAAGUUAAGGGUAAUAAGGGCAAAGGAAAGAGUGUAACAGUAACAGAUGAGGAAGAACCAUAUAAUUGAAUUAAAUUAAAGAGAGGAUUAUUAAAAUUGCAAAAAAAAAAGAAAAAAAAAAAUUCAGAAUAAUUUAUUUAAUAUAUUAAAGUAUUUUGCAGUGUAAACAUUGUUGUAGAUAAAUUUUUUGAGAUAAAUUAAGAAAAAU
Messenger RNA from Rhizophagus irregularis DAOM 181602=DAOM 197198, 749 nucleotides. The record is from RefSeq and is a predicted model, not a curated record. NCBI's taxonomy places the organism in Eukaryota, Fungi, Glomeromycota, Glomeromycetes, Glomerales, Glomeraceae.